Molecule: messenger RNA, 1469 nt
Organism: Durusdinium trenchii
Lineage: Eukaryota; Dinophyceae; Suessiales; Symbiodiniaceae
Source: the annotation of a GenBank genome assembly
CUGCCAACUGCUGGGGUGUCUCAGAAUGGCACCCAAAGUCUCGCCCCGGCGCCAUGGGACCGGGCCCCUUUGCUUGGCCCUCUCAGUUGCGAUUUUCUGCGCCUCUAGAUGCUUCGUAGGACAGCCGAAAGUGAGAGAACGGCUGCCCCUAAGAGCCGAAGUAUCAGAGGCAACGCAGGUAAAGACCGAAGAGAAGAACUGGUUCGAGCAGACCAAGGACUUCUGGGACGAUCUUGAAGUUUUCCUGCCCAUGGAGCAGGACAAAGCCCCGGAAGCAGUAGCGCUCAUGAAUCAGACCAAGAAGGUGGAACGCUUGACAGAAGAACAGGAAGCAGUCUUGGCCAAAAAGUCCUACCUUCGCGGGAAGUCAGAUGAAGCCCUUGGAGACGAGCUCAACAAGCUUCAAGAUCUUUCCUACGAGUACUGGAAGAUGAGAGUCUACAGGGUCUUCAGCAAAGAAAGUGUCAAGCAGGGUUUUGUCAGUUUUCUGACCUAUGGCAAUGCAAUUUUCAUUUUGAUAUUUCUACGAACUGUGGUUCCGCGAUUGCUAGUAAUCUCUUCGCUGGAUGACUUCUUUGGUUUCGCGAACGAGAUCGGAGUCCCCAAUCGGCAGACAUUGAAUGUGAGCCUGCACAGUUCCUUUCGUGGAUCAGCUGAUGUGAUCCGAAGUCUGGAUUCCUACGGGCUUCCGCUGAAAGUUGGCAUCUACACCUUGGCCUUUAUUUUUGAGAAACUGACCUUGAUCUCGGAGAUUUUGCCGGUGCAAGUGGCGCUGAAGACCAUGAGCCCCGUGGUCUUCGGCGGGCUCAUCCCGGGUGCCUUAAUCUCCGCCACCUGCGAAACAGUCGGAGCCACCGUCAACUUUUUCAUUGGCCGCACGUUCUUCUUUCAGCGUGUCCGUGAAUUUCAACUUCCCGGGGAGCCUCCAUUGGGUGAUGCUCCGUGGUUUUCUAGGUUGGAACGAGCUGCAGAGAAUGAGGGUUUGAAGAUGACCUUACUGCUCCGGUUGUCUCAUAUCCUUCCAGUACCCUUUGACUCCUACUGGUACAUCAUGGGUGCCUUGCCCGUAGGUGUGGUGGAGUUCGUGGCCGCGCACUGGAUCGGCUGCCUAAAGACCGCCUUUCUCGAUGCCUCGCUGGGGCUGUUGCUCCUCACGUCUGUGGUGAACUUCGAAGGAGCCGAGAAGCAGAACAUCAUUGUGGCAGAGUCGUUGGGCUUUGCAAUAGUGGCACUGCUCGUGCAGACCUUUGCGACGGGCUUGGUGAAAGAUAUCUUAGGACCAGAUGUCCUGCGUCAUAUGAAACAUCAUUGCUUCAGGUGGAGGUGAAGUCUGAGGAUGCGAUGGAGAGCACAUGAGCCAUCAUGAGCUGUGAUCAAUGGCGCUUAAGCUGUUGAAUUCUUGAUCAAACGCGGACUCGGUGCUCGAGCAGGCGUGAGCCAAGUGCCUCAGGGAUACCCUAGGUUUGUAG